GAGAGCCAGACAUCAUACACUGAGAUGGCAACGACUAUGAAACGGUAAACGCUGGAUUAACACUGGUGUCGAUUAUGGUACGGUGAUAUAUCAUGUUAGCUAACAUCUUAAUCAUAUCAGCGGGGAUGUUGUUUAAAAAAAAUGUAAAGAUAUGAUGACAGACUGGCACAGCCAGUGUGCUGGUACACAGCCUGAUCAUCAGACAGCAUGGGGUUAAAACUCACUGGCAAGGGACAACAGAGCCAUAGGCUGGUGAUCUUUGCAGCCAUCUUCGUCCUGAUGACACUCCUCAUCCUGUAUGGCUCCAACAAUGUCAACGAUACAAUUUAUGCUCCCUUUCACGUGGCUACAAAUUAUGCCGUCAAGGCCACAGAUUUGAAGAAGUGGUCCGGGAAAGACGGAUAUGUGCCAUUACACGGGAACAAGAGUAUGAAUCUACGCUGUCGUAACUGUGCGCUGGUGACGAGUUCCAGCCAUGUCCUGGGUAGUCGAGCGGGGGAAGAGAUCGACCGCACGGAGUGCGUGAUACGUAUGAACGACGCGCCCACGUUGGGGUACGAGACCGACGUAGGGAACCAGACCUCUCUGAGGGUCGUUGCCCACUCCAGUGUGUUCAGGGUGGUCCGGUGGCCUAAUGAGUUGCUACAGAGGCCAGACAGCAGCCCUGUGAUCAUCUUCUGGGGACCCCCAAGCAAGAUUGGGAAGGAGGCCAAAGGAACCUUGUACAGGUUGAUCCAGAGAGUCAGCAUGACCUACAGCAACUUGUCUUGUUUCAGCAUUACAGCCAGCAAGAUGCGCAGAUUUGACAGCCUGUUUCACAGGGAGACGGGGCGAGAUAGACAAAAAUCUCACUCAUGGUUGAGCACAGGCUGGUUCACCAUGGUCAUAGCCAUUGAGAUAUGUGAUAAUAUCAAAGUAUAUGGGAUGGUUCCACCCAAUCACUGUGGAAAAUCCAAACCUGGAUCCAAGAAGAUUCCCUACCACUACUACAAGCCCAGGGGGCCUGAUGAAUGUGUAACAUAUCUACAGAAUGAGGGCAGCAGAAGAGGGAACCACCAUCGCUUUAUCACAGAGAAACAAGUGUUUGCACGCUGGGCAAAGCAGUACAACAUCACCUUCACUCAUCCUAAAUGGUUUUAGACUUUUGUGAAAACCACUUGGAGAUCUAUCUGCACUCACAGAAGCUGAAGGGGAAUGAGCGCAAUGGGCUGACUUCCCCAAAUGAGCCUUCAAAAAGCCACAUGAUGAGUAACCGCUAUUUUCAGGAAUCUCCGCAAGGAUGAAAAAGCGUUUGGACGAAACUAUUAUUGGACCAAAUGACUGAGGAGAAGAGGGCAGGAUCUCAGUUUGGAGGGGAAAUACUAUAUUGUGUAUAUUCCACAGUGACAUGUGGUGGCCAUUAAAACAGGUGUUUUUUUGUAAAUAGAAAAGGAAAUCAAUUUAAAGAUGAAUUUUUACAUGUUUAUAUUUUUGUUAUUACGUAUUGAAAAUGCACUUAGUUUCCAAUGUUGGGCGGGAUUAUAUAAGUAACCCUAUUACAUAAACACACAAUAACAGUAUUAUCUCUCACUUAGCCAUCCGUCAUACAGAGUUUAUACUCUACAGUAAUAGCAGUCAGAUUCAGCAGAACAUUGGUGCCCUCUGACGCAAUAUGUGAGCAAUGUUGCUGGGAACAAAUCCACCAUUAUCUGAACUGAUAACAAAUCCAUCAUUAUCUAGCUAGAGUAAUAUAAACAUUUCUACAUACAUUUUGAUUUAAAUAAACAACUAAAUAAGUCUUAAAUUGGCAAAGAUGGGAUUUAAAUCAGGAAAUAUCUGAAUCACAGCUAAAGACAACUGCCGGCUUAUUAUAAGAUAUACCUUUAUUGAUCCCUAGAAGGAAACUUGGUGAUUCAACAGGGACAAACAAUUACUCUACUGUUAACGUAACACACAUAAGACAUUCAGAUGGCUGAAAUUCUGCGGCAACAUAUUUAUUCUAGACACUAAUUGCCACAUUAUACAGAAUACUUUUUAAAAUCUUAAUUUGUUACACCCUCAAUUUGAAGGUAUUAGUCGUUCUUUGUAACAUUUUUGAUGUACUAUUGUUGAUUUGAAUGUUUUCAUGAAAAUUAGACUUUAUAACAUAAAACCGUUUUACCUCAGUGGCAGUCCAGUGCAUGCAUCUUAAGUUCAAAUAGUCCACAAAAUGCAUUCUGGUCAUGUUAUGUAUCAGUAUGUUGCUCUUAGGACCGCACGAUUAACAUCAAAUUGAAAUUGUAACUUUAAAACUA
Messenger RNA from Etheostoma spectabile (orangethroat darter), 2273 nucleotides. It is a transcript of the gene st6galnac6, whose product is annotated as ST6 (alpha-N-acetyl-neuraminyl-2,3-beta-galactosyl-1,3)-N-acetylgalactosaminide alpha-2,6-sialyltransferase 6. Gene Ontology annotation, molecular function: alpha-N-acetylgalactosaminide alpha-2,6-sialyltransferase activity. The transcript has 6 exons. Bases 208 to 1140 code for a protein of 310 amino acids. Lineage: Eukaryota; Metazoa; Chordata; Actinopteri; Perciformes; Percidae. The record is from RefSeq and is a predicted model, not a curated record. Gene Ontology annotation, biological process: ganglioside biosynthetic process; oligosaccharide metabolic process.